This is a messenger RNA of Moneuplotes crassus, 1796 nucleotides long. The record is from the annotation of a GenBank genome assembly. NCBI's taxonomy places the organism in Eukaryota, Ciliophora, Spirotrichea, Euplotida, Euplotidae.
GAGUUUAUAAAAUUGAAUAAAUAUAUUUCUUGAUGGCGAAAGUCUAUGCUACUGGUCAACUUGGUUAUAAGAAGUAUUGCCAAGAAAGAAUUAGUUAUAUCAAUGAGUUAAAACUGGAAAAAUAAAGAACGGAUCCGCAUGCUAGGUUUAUUAAAAGAUGAAGAGAUGUAUAAGCUUCGAGAACAAAAUAACUCUCUUGAACGUCUUUCAAAAUUAAAGGGCUCUCUGCAAGACCUUAAAAACGCUGGUUCCUCUCUUCAAAAGGUCAAAGAAAAGAUGAAAGAGGAGCAAGAACAGAUCCGUCGAGAAGAGAUGCGGCGUAAAAUGAAGGAAAACCUCCAAGACCGGGUUAAGCUAAGCAAACAACGUGAGCAAGAAAUCAAGGAAAAGCAAGAGCAAACCAGUAAACUCUUGAUUGAAAAAUUUAUGAAAGAAGAGCAAGACUUCACUCUUAAAUAAAGAGGAAGAAGAGAAAAAGAGAGCUGAAGAGAUUAGAAAUAAAGAACUGGAUAUCAAGAACAAGUUCCAAGAAAGACAGAAGCUUGCUAUGCUCAAAGAUGAAGAAUCUAGGAGAAGAAUUGAGGAGAUGAAGGAAGCUAGGAACAAAGUGCCCACUCCAGCUCCAGUAGUCGCCAAAAAGCUUCCACCAGGUGUAGAAAUUGACCCAAAUUCAUUUAAUUUUAAUGUUACUGAGUUGAUCAAAAAUAGGGGUUCCAAGAGUCCCUCUAUUGUAAGGUCAAAUGCGAUAAACAGGGUGAAAUCACAUCUUGAAAAGGAAAAGGAGAAAUAAGGUUGCAUUUUCAAGUAAUACAUCAGUACAAAGAAAGAAACUAGGAUUUCUAAGCACGGUCAAUAAGGAUAAUCAUAUUGGCAGCGUGGCUCUACACAGUGUUAACUCCCAGUCUCCUACACUUGAUUCUAAGAAGAAACUCCCUUCUCUACAGAAACGGUUAAAGAGGUUAGUGGACCCAAUUGCUGCCAAGAGCAAGGUUGAAAAAUUGAUGAGGAAAGUAAGUAUAAAAUCGAGAAAGAAAGAGCAAAACCAUGUUGCCGAUUCUAUGAAGAGCAAGAAAAGAGAGAGAAACAAAAUUAUCGACAGGCUCGCUAUGCUAGGUAAUAUAAGCGUCGCUCCUGUCAAGAAUAAGAACACUACUAUUCAGGAUAUAUGGAGAGGACAUGACUCAGUAGUAGAAAGAACGAAGAGGUCUGAUUUUGCUAAUCCUAUUAACCAUGCUUCUUACGCUCAAUCUCCAGAAAUUUCUUUAAUAGAGAAAGAGAGUCCACAUACUAUUGAGAAGACGAGCAAGACGAGGAGGAAGAAGCCUUCCUUCUCUACUCAUGCCAAGAAUCUUGACUUAUUUUUAGAAGAUUCAAUUAUUGAGAAAUACACUAAAACUUCGAGAAAGAAGAAAUCUAAGAAAGGAAGAAAGCGUGGGUUGAAUAAAAGCGUUAUCCAAGAAAAUGUCGGGAUCCUUCCCAAGUCACUAGAACAUCACUUGUCAAAGAAGAUUAAGCAAGUAAAUCCCUCUUUUGAUGAAGCAUUCAAAUACUAUGAUAACGAUAUUCACGAUCUUAUUGAAGAUAAGGUUUGAAGAACCAAGAUUCAGCAUCAAAGCGAAGCUGCCUCUCCAAGGUUCUUAAUGGCACUUAAGAAGAAGCAGAGAAUGAAUGAGUACUGGAAGGCCAGAGUUAGAAAGGACUUCACCAGACUUGAUAUAAAAGAAGAGAACCCAGAAAGCCCAAAGGGAGAGAAUUCAAGCUUCAGGCUUUUACCUACACAGAGAUAUAAGAAAUAG